Messenger RNA from Loa loa (African eye worm), 1454 nucleotides. RefSeq names its product electron-transfer-flavoprotein. The coding region runs from base 264 to 1271 and encodes 335 amino acids. The record is from RefSeq and is a predicted model, not a curated record. NCBI's taxonomy places the organism in Eukaryota, Metazoa, Nematoda, Chromadorea, Rhabditida, Onchocercidae. Gene Ontology annotation, molecular function: flavin adenine dinucleotide binding; electron transfer activity. Gene Ontology annotation, cellular component: mitochondrion. The transcript is spliced from 8 exons.
UGGUACGGUACUUUGCCAAGUCCCAUUUGUUAAUGAUAUCCGCGCCUUACACGAUCAGACUGUUUCACUACAAACGCUCUCACAUCGGUGAACAUUGCACUUUGGACUUUCUCCACUAUAAUGUUGUAUUCUCCCUUCACUGCAUUAAUAUAAAAGGAACGGUUGACCUCAAAUGACCUUUCCCUUAUCAUUAUCAUUUGUUUCCAAGUUCUUAUAAAUCCCUUGGAAUAUAUCUACCGGAGAUUACUGGUGUAGAGAAGGUGAUGAAUGGGAUACGUCUCUUCUCAAGUCAUCUACAAAGACAGCAUAAUAUUCUGCAAGUAGCCUCUCGAUUCACGGGUACAUUGGUGUUAGCGGAGCAUGCCAAUGAUAAACUCAAUCCGAUAACAUUAAAUACUGUUAAUGCUGCUUCAAGGUUAGGUGAAAUAUCAGUACUAGUUACUGGUAGCAAUGUCGCUAAUAUUGCUGAACAGAUGGCGAAAGUGGAGCAAGUUAAACGAGUAUUUGUAGCGGAUCAUGAAAAGCUCAAGCAUCAGCUUCCAGAGUACGUUGCCAAGGCUGUGGAAACACUUCAAAAACAACACAAAUUCAACUAUGUAAUAGCGGGAGCUUCAACAUUUGGUCGUGAUGUAUUACCAAGAGUCGCCGCCCAGUUCGAUUCUGCUCCUAUUACCGAUAUCAUUACUAUUCAUAAUGGUGAUACUUUCACGCGACCUAUUUAUGCUGGUAAUGCCUUAUGUAAGGUGAAAAGUAAUGCCUCAGUAAAGUUCUUGACUUUUCGAGCGACAGCAUUCAAACCUGCCAAAGAAUCUGGUGGUGACGGCAAAAUUGAAAAGGCACCCAAAAUAGAUUUUUCAUUCAGUGGUGUUGAGUUUUUGUCACAAGAAUUGCUCAAAUCGGAGCGACCAAAUUUGCAAAGCGCAAAAGUCGUGGUUUCCGGAGGCCGUGGUGUUGGUUCAGCAGAUAAUUUUAAAAUUAUUUAUGAAUUGGCCGAUAAACUGAAAGCAGCAGUGGGUGCUUCACGUGCAGCAGUUGAUGCUGGCUACGUUUCGAAUGAGUUGCAAAUCGGACAAACGGGCAAAGUUGUUGCGCCGGAAUUAUACAUAGCAAUUGGUAUAAGUGGUGCCAUUCAACACACAGCAGGAAUGAAGGAUAGCAAAAUUAUUGUAGCUAUAAAUAAAGAUCCAGACGCUCCAAUUUUCGAGAUUGCAGAUAUUGGACUAAAAGCUGAUCUUCAUAAAGCUAUUCCGGAAUUAAUCAAGGCACUGUAAUCUAACAUUUCUCUAUUUUACUUUCUGAUGAAGCUUACUGUCUGGGAUUUAUUUAUUUCCUAACGAAGAAAAUAUGUCUCAGUUAUUUUUUUCGAUUUUGUUAAAUAUCUCAUUUUUAUUAAGGAACUGCUCAUAUAUAUUUUACUUAUAUUUUACUCAUAUAUAUUGCUUGCUUUAUAUUUC